AACUCGGUUUCUUUGCCGGGAUCCGUUCCUAUUAAAUCCUUCUGGACCCCGAAACUUUUACAUGUGUAUCUGGUUGCCUUUCGUCGCUAUCUUCUAACAAUGACAGUGUCUAUAUUCUCGUGGCUACGAGCUUGCUCGUUAGCAGCGCUUGUAGCUUUCUCUCCCAGCGUUUCUGCUGAAGAGAUCGCAGCGGUCGGAAGCGUUUCCGUCUCCAGCACAAUCCUCGUCAUUGCACGAGACCAAACUGCCGCACAGAACGGCGCAACCUCCGGUCUACAAGGCUAUGGAAUCCCAUUCGAAGUGCUCGCAGUCCCUCAAUCUGGAGUCUCCAGUCUGCCUCUACUCAACGCAUCAGCAACCCACGGCAAUUACGGAGGCAUUGUCCUCAUCAGCGAAGUCGGUUAUAAUUACGACGACCUGUUCUACAGUGCGCUUACGCGGGCUCAAUUCAACCAGUUGUAUAACUACCAGACACAAUUUGGUGUGCGAAUGGUGCGUCUGGAUGUCUUUCCGACAACGGACUUUGGCACUGUCAGCAUUGGAGGCACAACUGUGGACGAGCCUGUUGUUUUCACGAAUGUGACUGGCUUCUCGACUGCUGGGCUCAAGACGGGACAAAACGCUAGCAUCGCAAACAUAUGGCAUAAUCCAGCACAAAUAACAAAUGCUUCCAUUGCCUGGGAAAUUGCAAGAUUCAGCAAUGUAGGAACCGCUGCUGUCAUCAAUCAGAUUGGCAACCGUCAACAGAUGGUAUGGUUCCUCCCUUUCGCACUCGAUUGGGCACCGAGCUCCAACUAUUUGCAACAUGCCUGGAUCAACUGGAUCACGCGAGGACUAUAUGUUGGAUUCAGACGUCUGUACUUCAGUACUCAAGUCGAUGACAUGUUCUUACAAACUCCUUUGUACCGACCUGAGGGACAAACAUACCGAUGCAAGCCCGACGAUUUAGAUCUACACGUUUCCUGGCAGGCCACAGUGAACUCCAAAAUGCCCAAAGGAUCAGAAUACUUCAUUGAAAUUGGUCACAAUGGUAAUGGCGCUAUCGAAGCAGCAACAGAUACUAACGCGGGAGAGCGGGUGUGCACGCCGCCAUCGGGAAUCGAGUACCCUGACCAGAUUGAUGGAAAUCCAGACUAUACUAAGCCACCAGGAACUGGUAACGACAUUUGGCCAACUACUCCCGCCAAAUACGAGUGGAGUCUCGCGUGUAAUGAAGUUGAUGAGCUCCAGAAUUGGUUUGCGGACGCGUCUAACCGUGACGCAUUUGCGCAUAUCUCCCACACCUUCACUCACGAAGAUCUUACAAACGCUACAUACUCUGAUACUUAUAAAGAGAUAACCUUCAACCAAGCCUGGCUUAAACAAAAUGGAUUUGACACUGCUCUACGCUUCAGUCCCAAAGGUAUCAUUCCGCCAGCUAUCACAGGUCUCCACAAUGCCGAUGCUCUCAAGGCUUGGGUUGACACUGGCAUCGUUAACGUUGUUGGCGACAAUACGCGUCCUCAGCUUUUGAACACACAAAACCGCUUCUGGCCGCUCAAGACCAGUGUUGAAGGCAACGGGUACGAAGGCGUUAACGUCAUGCCACGCUGGGCAACUGUCAUCUACUACAACUGCGACCUUCCAGCAUGCACUCUGCAGGAAUGGAUCGAUACGUCUGGAGGAAAGGGGACCGUCGAUGAUCUUCUGGCAAACGCACGCGACACUGCUAUUAGAAAUCUCAUGGGUCUUCAUUGGGAUUCUUACAUGUUCCAUCAAGCUAAUAUGCGCGUAAACGACGUCCCUACCACCGUCGUCAACGGCAAAUCAGGGCAAUACUCUCUCCUCAUGACAUGGGUGGAAAUCGUCAGCGCAGAGAUCAUCAGACUCACCACCUGGCCCUUUAGGACUCUCAAGCACGACGAUCUCACAGAUCAAUUUCUCAAACGCCAAACCCGUGAUCUUUGCCGUCCUAGCAUGACCUGGCAAACCACAGCUGACGGCAAGGGGAUUCAAAGCGUCACCGUCUACACCGCAAAGAGCAAUCAGUGCGACACCACCAUCCCCAUCACUUUCCCCAUUACUCCAACCUCCACUGAAGGCGCCACCAUGGAACAGAUUGGCACGGACCCUCUCACGCUGUGGGUUACCAUGAGCGGGAAGGCACAGACGUACACAUUUGGUAAGGCGCUACCUUUGUAGGUGCUUAUACGAAUGUGCGUGCAUAGGGACUAUCGUUUCGGUCACGUCAAUUGCUACAUGCGAAGACAUGCAGUCCCGAAAUAGUAAUGUGUUUUCAUCCGAAAAUUUCUUACGGCCACCCUGUUUCCAUUUAACCAAGAAAAGGAAGAGAGAAAAGGGGUCAUGGGGUUUGACGAAAACAUCCCAACUAGCUGCGCAUCUACAGCUUCAUAUUUGUCAUCAUAGUUUUACGUUGCAUGCCUUUUUGUUUUUUUGUUUUCGUUUCUCAAUUCACCUUCAUCGUUCCCAAAAUGUACAUAAUGCUCUCUAAGCUGAAUUAAGCUCAUCACCAAUACUGACUCAAUAUUUGCUUUUUCCAUACUCGCUAAAGACAUCAUUACCUUCCAAUACAUCUCUCAUCGCACAAGAAACUGAUCCGCAUAACCGUUCUCCGGGACGGACGCCUCCACACCC
This is a messenger RNA of Periconia digitata, 2634 nucleotides long. The record is from the annotation of a GenBank genome assembly. Lineage: Eukaryota; Fungi; Ascomycota; Dothideomycetes; Pleosporales; Periconiaceae.